This is a messenger RNA of Acipenser ruthenus (sterlet), 3554 nucleotides long. RefSeq names its product neuropeptide Y receptor type 6-like. Gene Ontology annotation, molecular function: neuropeptide binding; neuropeptide Y receptor activity. Gene Ontology annotation, cellular component: neuron projection; plasma membrane. Gene Ontology annotation, biological process: G protein-coupled receptor signaling pathway. The transcript is spliced from 2 exons. NCBI's taxonomy places the organism in Eukaryota, Metazoa, Chordata, Actinopteri, Acipenseriformes, Acipenseridae. The record is from RefSeq and is a predicted model, not a curated record. Bases 488 to 1621 code for a protein of 377 amino acids.
CUCUUCAUUGGUGCAGAUCACAUCACCGCUGCCUGCUUGUUGCAAACUACAGCUUUAUCACCCACAGGCUCUGAGCAGCCAGGAAAGAAUGUUCAUUCGCUGUCAAUCAGAUCACCUGGACCUCUCCCUCCCUCUCCCUCUCCUCUUCUGUGCACAGGACACUACCUGAGGAGCUGGCUGCAGACGGGGAAGAUCAGCCGUUUGCUAAGAGUAAAGGGCCACUCCCUCCUGUCUGCUAUUAUAAAAAGAAAGGUAACCUGGCCUCGAGGGAAGGGAAAGACCGCCUGCUUUCUGAGGAGCCACACAGGAGCUGAAUAAGAGGACGUCGGCUUAUCAGAGAGAUGCAUAAGGCAGGUAAUUCAUUCUGAUAUCCAUAUCAAGAAAUAACAAAGAGGAAGCAUGUCCAGACUGCGUUGCUGAAGGAUUAGGUUCCGCUGUCUACAGCCGAACGCUGGUGGCUGGCAAUCCUGUUAUAUGACUCUACAACAUGGGUGACAUCACACACGGCACCAACGAGAGUUUCCCCAACUGGACGGCGAUAGGCAGCUUCAACAGCAGCAGCUGGAGGCCCCACUUCUCUGACUUUGACUGCCAGCCUUCUCUGUACAUCCUGUUGGUGUUGGUGGUGGCCUACAGUGUAGUGACUAUCGUGGGCCUCUUUGGGAACCUGUGCCUAAUCAUCAUCAUCCAAAGACAGAAGGAGACGCACAACGUAACCAACAUUCUGAUCGCUAACCUCUCCUUGUCGGACGUGCUCAUCUGCAUAAUGUGCAUCCCCUUCACCGUGGUCUACACACUGAUGGACCACUGGGUGUUCGGGGAGCCCAUGUGCAAGGUGAGCUCCUUCAUCCAGUGCAUGUCUGUCUCCGUGUCCAUCUUCUCCCUGGUCCUGAUCGCCAUCGAGCGGUACCAACUGAUCGUCAACCCCAGGGGAUGGAAGCCCAACAUCUCCCACGCCUACUGGGGGAUCGUUCUGAUCUGGAUAGCCUCGGCCACCCUGUCCGUUCCCUUCCUGGUCUUUCACCACCUGACUGAUGAGCCCUUCAAGAACCUCACCGCCCACUCCAGCUUCUACAGGGAUAAGUACGCCUGCACGGACGACUGGCCCUCCGAGGGGGAUCGCCUGGGCUUCACCACCUGCCUGCUGGUGGUCCAGUACUUCGCCCCGCUGUGCUUCAUCUUUGUGUGCUACCUGAAGAUCUUCGUGUGCCUGCGUCGGCGGGGCGGGAUGGUGGACCGCCUGCGUGAGAACGAGACCAGGGCGAGCGAGAGCAAGCGCAUCAACAUGAUGCUCAUCUCCAUUGUGGUGGCCUUCACCGUCUGCUGGCUCCCCCUCAACAUCUUCAACAUCAUCUUCGACUGGAACCACGAGGUCCUCCUCAACUGCCACCACAACCUGGUCUUCACUCUCUGCCACCUGGUGGCCAUGCUGUCCACCUGCAUCAACCCCGUCUUCUACGGCUUUCUCAACAAGAACUUCCAGAAGGAUCUCAACACCAUGCUGCGUCAGUGCUGGUGCAAGGCUGAGCAGGAGGAGUACGAGAACAUCGGGCUGUCCAACAUGCUUACAGAUGUCUCCAAGGCAUCUCUAAAACUCCACAAUGCUCCACUCAACAGCUAGCAGGAGAGCUUUUAGAAAACAAUGAAGCUCCGUCUCACCCAGUUGUCCAGUGAGCUCUAGGAGGCUGAGCUGUCACUGAUGAACCAUGGACCAAAUCAACCUUCUAAAACGCUGAUGUCAGGUGUCUUGUUGUUGUUCUUGUGUGCUGUGGAGGAAAAGGGUUAAUGUGAUUCACGUUAAAACAAUGUUUGAAGUAAUCUGUGACAGGAACACUGUAUCAUCAUUAAGACUGUUUUCUGAUACAGUAUCUUUCUGUGCAAAUAUAUUUGAAUGCUCAUUAUAUAAGAAACAUAAAAUCAUUUUCAGAGUCCAACGAUCACAUGCACAAUAUCAACAUGCCUGCUAAAAACUUGGAGCUAGGGUUAUAAGACAUUUUUUGGGAGAAGGGGUUGCAUUAGGGCUGUUCUUCUACAGGUACACCUGGGAAUUGCUCCACUGGCUGAAGCAUGGGGCGAAGCAUCUCUUUAUUUGAUUUGUAAAUCAAAUGUACCUUAGAGACUAGAUUCCAUAUUUCAGACAUUGGUUCAUUUAUUUAUGAUCUUGAAGCAUUACACAACAUAAGGUGUAAUCACAACCUGUGAAACUUCAAUGGACAGACAUGCAGUAGCAUUCAGUCAAAUCCAAUAUAUUUAAUUUGUGUAUAAUAUAUUAGAUUACAUAAGCCUCACUGAUUGUCUCAGCCAAUCAGGUUCUGAGUAGAGCGUCCAUUAUCCCACAGGUAGAGUCCUUCUAAAUGCCAACAAGACCUUAGGAUCUUGAAAGUCACUUAUCAUGGUGGCAUGAAUGUCAAGCAGCCAAAGUGAUCCAGUCCAAAAUACAGUCUAAAAACACAUUGAAAAAGGCCUUCAUACACCACAUGUGUUAAAAUUAAUACCUUGUGUGAGGAUAAUUCCCUGUGGAUAAUUCAUUGCCUUUGGCUCAGGACACCUAAUUGUCACAGUCGUCAAUUAUCUAGCAGGUAAUGGCCGCUGCAUCGGACAAAAAUGCUGAAGUGUAGGCACUACACAAAAUAAGUGAUUACUAUUAGUGCCUUAACAGUAUAUAGCAUCAUCCCAUAUAUCAUACUACAGUGUUAAAUGGAGCAGGCUGAAAGACAUCAGCUUACAAUAGUAUAGUAUAAGGAAUACAAUAGCACUGUAGGGAGCCACACCAUGGCAUGUUUCUGUAUGGGAGUAUACAAUUUGAUUCUAAGUUGUGUGUUUGUGUGUGUGUGUUUGUAAGUCCUCUGUGUUUAUAUUAUUCCACAACUUAGAAUCGAAUUGUCCCUGUGUGCUGUAACAGGUUGCCAUGGUCACCUUUGACAGCGAGUGAUUCUACCUACACACAUAACUGUACUGAAACGUGCAGUAUAGUGACACGCCUGGAAGCUGGUUUUACUCUCUUUAAUGUUAAUGUGAAAUACUGAUUUGUGAAAUGUUGACAUUCCUGGUGAUAAUGCCAUACAUUUUUUUAAAGCUUUGUUACAUAAAAAUAAAAAUUUAAAAACGUAACAUUUUUUCCAGAUAUCAUUUCAAACAAAUGGAAAAAUACUAUUUUCCUAAUAAUUAAACGAAGCAGAGUGGCUACAGUAAAAUGUCACAGAUGCUACAUCUGUAAGGAUUGCAAUCCCUCGUCAUGUGGUUUAUGGGCCGUGGCUUUCCUGUUGUUUUCUGUUUAAAGCUCAUGGUAAUAUGACCAGUUUUGCUCUGUGAAGUUUCGAUAUGGACUCUUCAAUAAUGUUUACAUGCUCAGUGCAUUGCUGGGUUUUGAUAGUGGAGUGUUCAAAGCUCAUGCUCUUUGUGAUUUGCUUGUCAAUGUAUUUGCACACUGAAAUACAUGUCAAAAGUGUACUUGUACUGUUUUGUAAUGUGUUUUUGAAUGUAUACCUGUAUGGGCUGAUUUGAUGUCGCCCGUAGUGUACCUUAUUAUUGCUCAAAUAAAAUGGUGCCGUGUG